Messenger RNA from Acanthoscelides obtectus, 4112 nucleotides. Lineage: Eukaryota; Metazoa; Arthropoda; Insecta; Coleoptera; Chrysomelidae. The record is from the annotation of a GenBank genome assembly.
GCAUGGGUCACAUACAGUAUUUGUCAAUAGUGUCUAAACAUAACCUAUAAUUUUUUAAAAACAAAGAUUGUACUUCCGGAUUUUCCACCUUUUUCACAUUCCCUCACAUAAUUUGGAAAGUAAUGAAAAAUUUGCGAUAAGAAGAUAUUUUUUAAAGCAUGAAGCAAAUCUUGGACUCUUUUCUUUCUUGUGUUGUUUGGAGCAGUGAAAAUCAAGCAAAUUUACUUGCUUUUAUUGCUGGAUUACCACCAAAUUGUGUUACACACGAUGACAUCGAAGAUAUUGGUGAAAUUUUAGCAAAAAUGUUUUCAGUCAUUGAUCGAAGUGAGAGAGAAAAUGUGUUCAAUCAAACAUUUUUAAAAAGUGACAUCACAGUAGCUACACAUAAGAUUAUUCUAUCUAAACCACGUUUUUUCACUGUGCUGCUUGUAAACUCCCUUAGACACCAGCAUCCGUUGUUUUCUAGAAAAAAUAAAACCUCGGAACAUUCUGAUUUCUUCUGUAAAGUAGUUACACACAGUUUGAAAAACAUUAAGUUAUUGGAGCAGUCUUCAAUAUACUUACUGAGGACACUUAAUCUGAUUUUGAGCAAAAAUAGUUAUAUUUUAAGUCCAGAAUUGAGCAUGGGAAUCAUAAAAUCGAUGCACUGGGUUACAGUGUCACCAUUGCCAGGUUUCAAACAAUAUGCUCAUAGUAUAACAAAAAUUUGUCUAAAUUUUCUAACUAAUGACCAGAAAGAAAUAUUUUGUGAUCACAAUAUUAUACCAGUUAGAGGCAUAGAGACUUAUAAUUUGAUGAAUCUAUUUUCUGAAGAAUAUUUAGAGAAAUCUAUGGAUGAAGUAAUAAAUAGUAUAUUAUCUUCUUUUAAAACAAACAUUGAAAAUAAAGAUGGUAGUAUCUUGUAUGAGAGAUUAUUAAUUUUUAGUUUUGAGAUAUGGAGGUUGAAGAUAUGGCCAUUAUUUUUGCCAUAUUUUCGGAAUAUUGAUCAAGAAGGGUAAGUAAUUACUGAAUUUACAAUAAAAGACAGAAGAACUGAGGAUAAUAUUUUAUAGGGAAUUUUAUCAAAGCUUACUGAAGUACUGGAUACCAAUAAGUGUUAAUGUCUACAAACAAGAUUUCUACCUAUUUGUUAGAAAUGAAGCAAUUGAUUCAAUUUUGAAAGGACACAUUUUACUUGAAACAAGAAAAAAGGGUCUUGUAAAUGUAGAUGUAACAAAAGACAUUUGGAAAUUAUUCCACAACUUGGAAACAACGAAUAUAUGCAUAAGAAUACUAUCAAUAUAUCAUAAGAAGUCACUCCAUCCAAGCAACUUUGAAAUCAAACUGGUUCUGGAAUUUCUAAGAUCAAAUAUCGAGACAGCAUUAGGUGAUGAGGAUGUCAAGAGUCUGAAUAUGUUCUUCUCACAAUUCAUUUUAUAUGCUCACACUGACCUACCUGCAUCUGAAGGAAAGUUUGAGUUUUAUAGAGAUACCAUUGAUUUGUUUUACCAGUUCUGCUGCCAUAGUUUGGAAACUGAUCAUUUUGAAGUGGGCCUGCAAGUAGCCCAAAUAAUUCUGAACAUCUUGUCAGGUUCUUAUAAAAAGUUGCUGCUGAUUUACAAACUGGAAAGAAAAUAUUACUAUGAAGAGGGAGAAAAUGCUUUAUUUCAGAGGCUGAAGGGGAAGUUCUUGAAAUUUACUAGUUUGAAAUUUCAAAAUAAAUUGAAACAGUGUCUUUUGAUGAAGGGAGGAACCAGUAAAUGCUUAACAAACUUGAUUUUGAGUCAUUACCCUCAAGUUUGUUUUCUUGAUAUAGCUACUUUUAGGAAAAUAUUAUCUGAGUCUGCAAAGAUAUCUUCUUUAAAAAACAUUGAAAAGAUAUCAAAUUUAUCAAGAAUAUCACUGAAUGAUAGGAACCCUAGCAAUAUAGCAUUCGUGAACAAAACAGUUGAUAUUGUGCUGGAAGAUAUGAAUGAUUUUGAAACAACUAGUACCUAUAGCAAUGUUUUGCUACUGACAGUCAUAAAUGUUGCUACACAAAAUCUUUUCAUAAUAGACAGUUUACCUGUGUUGAUAGAAAAAUGUUUUGACUAUAUGCUGUUUCAAAUCAAUCAAAAUGCAUCUAGUAAAAUGGCUUACCAAUCACUGAAGACCUACGAAGCAUUUAUAAAUACAAUUGUCAAUAUUACAAUUCAAAAAUUGGAUUCUCUAUGGCCAAACUUGAACAGAAACUUCGUUAUAGAUGCAUUGAUGAAAAUAAUUGGAAUAAGUAACAUGAAAAAACCAGUUACAAUCAGCGCAAUUGCAUUGAAGCAUCUGUUUGUAAAAAUGGAGGAAUGUGAUAUUAUGUAUAAAAUGUUACUGAGUGAUGAAGUAUUGAGGUGUAUAUCUGAUGUUCCAACACGAUCUGACCUUAAAAUCAGGAGAUAUCCUGAAUAUAGGUUGGUUCUACAUGCCCUGUGCAUGUCAGAUAACAAUCCAAGUAGGCUAUUUCUGAAAUGGAUUAUCCAAGACCUCAUACAAAUUAUAAAAAAUGAUGAAUCAUCAGACAUUGCAGUAUCAAGAUCUAUACACUCCAUUGAGAUACUGGUAUCAGAAAACACACUGCAUAGUCAUACCCUAUUUUAUAUGGAAGAAAUAAUAAUUCUAUGCAUCGAGCUUUUCAAAAAUGAAAGCUGGAUUAUCAGGAACGCAGAUUUGCAGCUAGCCAAAGCCCUGAUUGAUAGAUUCUUCGGAGUGUCACUGAAUACUUGCAACAGACCUAAAACUAUCGAGGACCUCUUCGUACUGUUUCCAAAUCUUCCGUCAUACUUUUUCAAAAUCUUAUCCAUGGAAAUUUUGGACGAACGUGCUUCAAUGGCAUUUCAGUUCUUUCUUGAAUCACAAAUAAAAACUAGUCUUUGGACGCAUGUUACAGGAGAAUGUUUGUCAUAUUUUCGAGUAUUAUUCAUUGAUAUAAUUAAGAAUUAUCCUAAUCACUUUGGAAAAUUAGCUGUUAAAUCUUUAGUGGCUCUGACUAUGAAUGACGAUAUUCCAAAUGUGGUAUUAGAUAUUUGCAGUUAUAUAAAAAGUAACUUUAUAAAUAUGCGUAGUAAUAUCAUUUCAAAUGUAAUUUUUCUUGUCAAAGAACUACACGAAAAAUAUGCAAAAGGAAGUAUGAAUAGUACGAGUACAGAAGUCUACUUGCAUGGUUUAUCUGAAUUUUUGAGGAAACACAACUCGUGCGUUUUCGAUUUCAUGUUGCUCAAAGUUAAUACAUCCUCAGUGGUAAUGAAUAAAAUUAAAAGCUUUAAUGAUAAUGACUUCCAAAACAGGAUAUGGUUGAACAAUUACAUUCCUCUUUUGGUGAACAGUAAAUACUAUUUGCAGUACUUGGAUGAUAUUUUGUCUUUCAACCUGCCUGUUUGUCAAAAAGUAAAAGUGUUAUCUAUGUUGGUAUCAAAGUUCGAACGAGGUUGUCUGAAACCUGCAGAUAUGCCAGUUGUGUUUAAAAUAAUAGUUCAGAAUUGCAUUUCAGAGGACGACAAGUAUUUAUUGUUAUGUUACUACAAAGUUGCUUCUCUGAUUAUUUCCAGCAUUCAAGUUGAUGUAAAUAUUGAUAAUGAAUUAUUUCCUUCUAAAUUUAAUAGCUUAUACAAAGCUCAUGUAUUUGUUCUAUAUCAAUCUAUAUCAAAAGCUAGUAUAUUGAAAACAUUUCAAUUAGAUUCAAUCGUUAAAUUAUAUUCAACUCAUGUUGGCAUGACCGACGAUAUUGAUAGUGACAUUGCAUAUAGUUUGAAGUAUUUUCCAGAAGAUAUUUCAGCUGACUUAAAAUAUAUAUUAUAUAAAAUUGUGUUCUGUUACUCCUUGCAGCAAACCACAUAUUUGGAAAUCUAUAAUUUUAUUACCGAAAAAACUAAGAAACGAUACUAUAGUAUACUACCAGCACUUGAAUGUUUGUUAUCUCAGAGCUUUAUCACAAAAACAUUAGGUGUUUAUUCCGACAUAUUUUAUUGUAAUAUAAAUAGGUAUGUAAAAGAAAUGUGUAAAAAUAGCGGAGAACAAAAUGGAUUUUAUGAAAUCCAAAUUGACUUUGUUGUUCCGAUCGAUUUUUUAGCGAAGCUGUUAAAAAUAAAAGACUUAUACAGUUAAUA